AUGCCUCCAAAAAAAGUCGAAAAACAGGGUGGAGGAAAGAAACCUUCUGCCACAAAGAUCGUGGAAGAUAGAACCUUUGGUAUGAAGAACAAAAAAGGUGCACAGUCUCAAAAGCAAAUUGCCCAGAUGACACAAUCUGCAAAAGCUGGCGGUACUCCAGAGGAGAAAAAGAGAGCUGCCGAGAAAGCACAAAAAGAGAAAGAAAAGGCAGCAUCUGAGGCAGCAAAGAAAGAAGCCGCUGAACUCUUUAAGCCUUUACAGAUUCAAAAGGUUCCCUUCGGUGUAGAUCCGAAGACUGUUCUCUGUCAGUUUUUUAAGAAAGGCCAUUGCGAAAAGGGUAGGAAAUGUAAAUUUUCACACGACCUCAACAUUCAACGGAAAUCAGAGAAAAAAGAUUUAUAUCAAGAUACUAGAGAUGAAGAUGAUACAAAGAAAAAAACAGAGACCUCUGACGACUGGGAUGAAGAAAAGCUUAGAUCUGUUGUUCUAUCUAAGAAGGGCAAUCAAAAGACUACCACAGAGAAGGUCUGCAAAUUUUUCAUUGAUGCAGUGGAGGAAGGAAAGUAUGGAUGGUUCUGGACUUGUCCAAACGGCGGAGACAAGUGCAUGUAUCAACACAAACUACCUCCCGAUUUUAUACUAAAAACAAAGGAGCAACGGGCAGCAGAGAAAGAACUCAUGGACAAAUCACCUCUAAAAACACUUACCCUGGAAGAUUUUCUUGAAUCAGAGCGGCAUAAGCUGACCGGAAAACUCACACCCGUGACACCUGAGUCAUUUGCAAAAUGGAAGGCCGAGCGCAUGGAUAAAAAGGCAGCAGAAGAGCAGGCGCGUCUUGCUAAAGAAGCUACCGGCCGUGCCUUGUUCGAGAAAGGAGAUUGGGAUGCGAGCGCUGAUGAUGGCGAUGAUAAUUCCGAGGCGUUAAACAUGAAUCAGCUAUACAAAGAAACCGAAGCGCUACGGGAACGGCAAGAGUAUGAGAGAAUAGCUGCUAUCAGCUCCGGGUCCAGAACAGAUGGUCAAGAUAUUGACGAUAGUCUUGAUAAAACGUCCAUCGAGGAAAGCAGAGAAACGCGGCCUGAUGAAGAAUUAUCAGAUUAA
This is a messenger RNA of Blumeria graminis f. sp. triticale, 1101 nucleotides long. The record is from the annotation of a GenBank genome assembly. Lineage: Eukaryota; Fungi; Ascomycota; Leotiomycetes; Helotiales; Erysiphaceae.